ACAUACGAUUAAUGCCUAAACUCCGCGAAUCCGCACUCUUUAAGCAAACUUUCAACUCUUUCCUCUGUUUGCAAGAAAUCCGAUUCGCUAUCUCCGUCUCAUUCGUUAUUCUCUGAUUCUCUCCCUCUUAUUCUCGGUUUGAGAGCAACAGCAACUCCCCUGUUCAUCAUUUCCCAAGCUGUGAUAUCUUCUUCCGAAGUCAGAAACAGUUGGUAGAGAAUGGCAGUCACGCAUGCCGAUCUAGCCUCGAGUCGUCGAAGCACCGAUCUCGGCAGCAAAACUGGUGCUUUCCUUUUGGUCGUUUCUAUACUCUGCGGACUUCUGUGUUUCAUUCUAUGCCUCCUUGCCGAAACCACCAGAUCCGAUGUGACAUGGAUGCUCUUGAGCAGUAACGAAGAACGGAGACAUGCAUGUAUUUACAGCGACAGCGGGAAGACUCCGCUGUUGUGCGCCGGCGGUGCAUUUCUGAGCCUAGCGAUCGCCAUGAUCGUGGAACAUGCAUACAUACAUGCUGCAGUUUACAACAACUUAAUACCCUCGACCUUGAUUGCUUUGAACAACUCGGGUUUUUGCCUUUCCCGGUCCCUUUCAUGGCAAGCCGGAUUCUUCUUUCUUACAACUUUGAUGUGUUUUGCGGUGACGGAGGUGAUAUUGCUGAUUGGACUCGGAAUUGAAUCGGGACAUCUAAACGAGUGGAGUAGACCGAGAACGAGUUGCCUCGUUGUCCGGGAAGGCUUAUUUUCCGCUGCUGGAGUUUCGGGACUAACAACGGUCUUCCUCGCUUCCGGCUUAUAUCUCACAGCAUUGCGCGCACAACGGUUACAAGAGCACGAGGAUAACGUACGCCGGGAGGCAUUGGACGCAUCGGUUCUCUAUGCCGACCAUGCAUCUCCCCCAAUCACCGCAAACGGUGCGGAGAACACACACGUCAGGCAAGAAUAUGACGAUCAUCCUUUACCGAACAGGGACCCACAACCAUCUCUCACCCUCAAUAAAAUCAUGAAUCCUGUGUAGUUUUAGUUGGUUAGUUGGAAGGUCAGGUGGUUGACUGGUUGUAUCACAGUUGCUUCGCCGCACUGUUCGUUUUUUUUUUCUUUUCAUGUAAAGAGAUU
This is a messenger RNA of Nelumbo nucifera (sacred lotus), 1112 nucleotides long. The record is from RefSeq and is a predicted model, not a curated record. NCBI's taxonomy places the organism in Eukaryota, Viridiplantae, Streptophyta, Magnoliopsida, Proteales, Nelumbonaceae.